CAUGUUGGCAGUAUAAUGUUGGACGAAGCUCUCGACUGGGUUCAACACAUUAUGUCACGUGGUCAGAAGCUCCCUAUACCCGUGACCUGUUCAACGAUUUUUAACCCCUCGGCUUCUUCCGACGACAAAUUUCAGUUCUGUAGGACUCCUGAAAGUAAAAAGGGUCACUGCCGAUAUAUUCAACAUUGUUUACGGCGAGAAAUGUAUAAAGAUUAUCAAACUUUCUAUAACAAUUUAUGUAUCAUUAAAGGUCGUUAUGUUGGAGUUUGUUGCCCAGAUUCCCACUUUGAAGAGUCCACAACUACAAUCCAGUCUUCAACCUCACCACCACCUACCACCCCUUCAACGACGCCCUCAUCAACUUCACUACCACCUACCACCCCUUCAACGACACCCUCAUCAACUUCACCACCACCUACCACCCCUUCAACGACGCCCUCAUCAACUUCACCACCACCUACCACCCCUUCAACGACGCCCACACCAACCACAGAAACAUCAAGUGAAAGUCCAUUCGACAAAGAAUGUGGCCAAACUUUUAAAAAGAGAAUAGUGGGUGGUAUGGUGGCGGACCCAAAUGAUUGGAGAUGGAUGGCUGCUCUUCUCCGAGGAACAGUGGACUUCUCCGGCCAAUUCUGUGGAGGAGUGCUGAUUAACAAACAAUACGUUUUGUCUGCUGCGCACUGCGUAGAAGGAUUGGCGACCGAAGAAAUCAAAGUAAGACUUGGCGAGUACGACUUUAAUCAGACGGACGACGGAGUCCACGAGGACAUAGAUGUGGCAGAAAUCAAGAUUCACCCAACUUAUAAUCCAAGAACUAAUUAUUACGAUGCUUCUCUGUUAAAACUUGCUCGCCGAGUGCAGUACAGUUCCUAUAUUCGCCCAAUAUGUUUGCCUAAUCCGGGGAAUGAUUAUACAGGGGACCUAGCUACCAUCACAGGCUGGGGGACCACUUCUUUCGGUUUUCGGCUAAAUUUUGGGUCUCGUGGACUACUUUCAGGGAUAUCAGAUGUCUUGGAACGGUUUGUCCAACCUCAGCAAAAUGAUAAGCUCACAGAGACGUCUACAGAGCUGUCUGACUAUGAUUACAGUGACUAUGACGAAGAUUACGAAGAAGAAACUUCAGAAAUAACAAAUAACAAAAAAUUGCAGAACGUUGUUCAACAGUUGAUCAAAGCUGUAGGCGAUGUGUAUCCUGUCGCCUCGGGCAGGUCAGCCCUCAUCAAUCUUAACGCUCAUUCCAGUGAGAGGUUUCAGUUUUGUCGGACUCCCAACAACGAACCCGGUCACUGCCGCUAUAUUCAACAUUGUCUCUUACCUGAAUUUGUCACAGACUUUACAAAGUUUGUCAAAUACGUUUGUUUUAUUAACAGUCGUUAUGUGGGUGCUUGCUGUCCAGAUGACCACCAACCAGAAAGCAUACCGGCAGCUUUAACUACAACCACAAUACCGGAAAUCCAUACUCCAAUACAAGAUGAACCAGAUAAACCAUUUCGACCAAGCAGACCAGAGAAACCAAAUAGAAGACCAGGGCGUCCUAAUAGGAGACCAGGACGUCCUAAUAGAAGACCAGGGCGUCCUAACAGAAGACCAGGACGACCCUUCCGGCCAGGGCGUCCAAACAGACCAGGAAGACCUUUCCAGCCAGGGCGUCCAAACAGACCAGGAAGACCUUUCCAGCCAGGGCGUCCAAACAGACCGGGAAGACCUUUCCAGCCAGGGCGUCCAAACAGACCGGGAAGACCUUUCCAGCCAGGGCGUCCAAAUAGACCUGGAAAACCUUAUGAGCCUGAGGAACCUGAGCCAAUUCCACCAACUCUGCCUCCUAUAACUACAUCAAAACCCACACAGCCCCCUCCACCUUCACCAGAGCCGUCUAAUUCACCUUAUGAAGAAGAAUGUGGCCUUAACUUUAAGACGAGAAUAGUUGGAGGAAAGGAGGCAGAUCCUGGCGACUGGUUAUGGAUGGCUGCCCUGAUACGGGGACCAGCGGAUUUGACUGGCCAGUUCUGUGGUGGUGCGCUCAUUAACCGAAAUUUUGUUCUUACUGCUGCUCACUGUACACAAAGGCUUACAGCAGAUUCGAUCAAGGUGAGGUUGGGUGAGUACGACUUUAGUAAGACAAGUGAUAACUCUCCUACAGAUAUCCCUGUCGCUGAAAUAAAAAGCCACCCUAAUUUUGACAAAGUCAGAUACUACAACGAUAUUGCGCUGUUACGACUGGAAAAACCUGUGGCGUAUUCAGAUUUCAUCCGCCCUAUUUGUUUGCCAGACCCACGCAGUGAUCUUCGAAGCAAAUUAGCUACAGUGACUGGUUGGGGAACAGUAGCAUACGGUGGUGCUUCAAGCAACGUUUUGCGAGAAGUAAGCAUACCUGUCUGGGAUAACGAAGAGUGUAACAACACUUUUGUACAGACAAUUACAAAUGUAUUUCUCUGUGCUGGCUCUAAAAAUGGUGACAAGGACUCGUGUCAGGGUGACUCUGGAGGGCCACUGAUGUGGGAGGCUCCUAAUCGCCGAUGGACAUUGGUUGGAAUUGUUUCAUGGGGCAUUAGAUGUGCCGAGCCCAACUAUCCCGGUGUUUACACCCGAGUUACGGAGUUUUUAGACUGGAUCAAGGAAAACACUUCUUAACAAAACGAUUAUCGAUAAUUCCUUUCUACCUUAUUUGCCGAUUAACAAUGCUAGCUUUCUUUACUAACAAUUCUUUGAAACUUUGAUUAAGAGACUGUUAGUUAAUUGGCUGUCUGUUUGGUUCCUUUAAUUUAAUUUGCUUGGAGAUAUUUGAGAGAUUAAUCGACCAAUAUAGGCCUAUAUUGUGAAAGCUUCAAAUAAUCAGUAUUUUUACUUGUAGGAUUGAACACAGGUCACUUUUCUAUUUCAACCGGAAGACCUAAUGUUCUCUAAAACAUUUUCACCACAUUUUUCCUAAAAUCAAAAAUUGAAGCGGAAACUAUGUCUUAACCACGCCUAUAAAUAAUAGUCGCUCUAAGCCAGUAUAUUACUGUAAUAAGAGUCCAAUGAAAAACCUGCCUAGUACGAAGACAGAGAUUAGAGUGAAUUUGUUUUCAUCUCUAUAGAUGUUUGUGCAAGUUUCUUGUCAAUAAAAUGGACUCUGGUAAUUAUUUCGUUAUGAAAUAUUAAUCUUACGUCACAACUUGUAACAGCAAUUUCUAUGUUAACAAAAUGGAAUAGCUGAAUUCGUAAUUACAUUAACGAACUGUCUUGUGAAUUUUAAACACUGAAAUUUAAUAAAAAAUAGUUGUCUUUGUUUUCUUUA
Messenger RNA from Limulus polyphemus (Atlantic horseshoe crab), 3280 nucleotides. RefSeq lists its product as uncharacterized. Gene Ontology annotation, biological process: proteolysis. The record is from RefSeq and is a predicted model, not a curated record. Bases 16 to 2634 code for a protein of 872 amino acids. The transcript is spliced from 10 exons. Gene Ontology annotation, molecular function: serine-type endopeptidase activity. Lineage: Eukaryota; Metazoa; Arthropoda; Merostomata; Xiphosura; Limulidae.